Loxodonta africana (African savanna elephant) is the source of this 8423-nucleotide messenger RNA. It is a transcript of the gene CYLD, whose product is annotated as CYLD lysine 63 deubiquitinase. Gene Ontology annotation, molecular function: cysteine-type deubiquitinase activity; K63-linked deubiquitinase activity. Gene Ontology annotation, cellular component: cytosol. NCBI's taxonomy places the organism in Eukaryota, Metazoa, Chordata, Mammalia, Proboscidea, Elephantidae. The transcript has 18 exons. Gene Ontology annotation, biological process: regulation of intrinsic apoptotic signaling pathway; regulation of mitotic cell cycle; positive regulation of extrinsic apoptotic signaling pathway. The record is from RefSeq and is a predicted model, not a curated record. The coding region runs from base 567 to 3470 and encodes 967 amino acids.
CCCCAGCCCGGGGCUCCCCGCUCCGGGCCUUCCCGGGAGGCCUCCUGGGUCAUGGCAGCGUGGUGGCCGCCGCUGGACCUCCCGAGAGGAGAGGACUCGGAGGUGGAAGGGGCGCGGAACGCAGUCUCUGGCUUCGACCCCAUUUAGAGAUGGGGAAACUGAGGCACCGGCCGCUGGCUGGGUCCCCACUGCUAUAGUUGGCAUCAAGAGCCCCGGGCUGUAAUAACUCACGUCUGUGCCGUGGGGCUUAUCAAUCGGCUUUGGGGUGUUCGCGGCUUCUUUCUAGGAAGAGCGGUUGGGGUUUUGGCCUCGUUAAUGGCGUGUUCUGCUUUUUCUUUCAGUUUCGGGGUGAGGAUGGUUUUAUACAACUGCCCGGAGUUCUUUAGUUGAAAGGUGCGCUGUGUUGAGACAAGGCAUUUUGAUUUGCUGUCUGUUUGCAGCAUGGACGCCCAAUUGCUACAGACACGCUUUGGGACUGCCAGUGAGUUUACCUUUUGCACUUUUAUGACCAAUUUAUUAGUAGUUCCCUUUUUUUCUUGAGCUAGUAUUUUAAAGUUACUGUCACAAUGAGUUCAAGCUUAUGGAGCCAAGAAAAAGUUACCUCACCCUACUGGGAAGAGAGGGUUUUUUAUUUGCUUCUUCAAGAAUGCAGUGUUACAGACAAGCAAACGCAAAAGCUGAUUAAAGUACCAAAGGGGAGCAUAGGACAGAAUAUCCAAGAUCGCCCUUUGGGACAUUCAAGGGUUCCUUCUGCAAAAGGCAAGAAAAAUCAGAUUGGAUUAAAAAUUUUAGAGCAACCGCACGCAGUUCUUUUUGUGGAUGAAAAGGAUGUUGUAGAAAUAAAUGAAAAAUUCACGGAGUUACUUCUGGCAAUUACCAACUGUGAGGAGAGAUUCAGCCUGUUUAAAAACAGAAACAGACUAAGUAAAGGCCUCCAAAUAGACGUGGGCUGCCGUGUGAAAGUACAGCUGAGAUCCGGGGAAGAAAAAUUUCCUGGAGUUGUGCGCUUCAGGGGACCCUUGUUAGCAGAGCGGACGGUGUCGGGCAUAUUCUUCGGAGUAGAGUUGCUGGAAGAAGGCCGUACCCAAGGGUUCACCGAUGGACUGUAUCAGGGGAAGCAGCUCUUUCAGUGUGAGGAAGAUUGUGGAGUGUUUGUUGCCUUGGACAAGCUAGAAAUCAUGGAAGACGAUGACACUGGAUUGGAAAGUGAUUAUGCAGGUCCUGCAGACGCGAUGCAAGUUGAACUCCCCCCUUUGAAGAUAAACUCCAGAGUUUCUUUGAAGGUUGGAGACACUUUAGAGUCUGGAACAGUUAUAUUCUGUGAUGUUUUGCCAGAAAGAGAAAGCUUAGGAUAUUUUGUUGGUGUGGACAUGGAUAAUCCUAUUGGCAACUGGGAUGGAAAAUUUAAUGGAGUGCAGCUUUGUAGCUUUGCAAGUGUUGAAAGUACACUCCUUUUGCAUAUCAACGAUAUCAUCCCAGAUAGCGUGACACAGGAAAGGAGGCCUCCCAAACUUGCCUUUAUGUCAAGAGGUGUUGGGGACAAAGGCUCAUCUAGUCAUAAUAAACCAAAGGCUACAGGAUCUACCUCAGACCCUGGAAAUAGAAACAGAUCUGAAUUAUUUUAUAACUUAAAUGGGUCUUCUGUUGAUUCACAGCCACAAUCCAAAUCAAAAAAUACGUGGUACAUUGAUGAAGUUGCUGAAGACCCUGCAAAAUCACUGACCGAGCUAUCUCCAGACUUUGGACAUUCUUCACCACCAUUACAGCCUCCUUCCAUGAACUCAUUGUCCAGCGAGAACAGAUUUCACUCCUUACCGUUUAGUCUGACAAAGAUGCCCAAUACCAAUGGGAGUAUUGGCCACAGUCCGCUUUCUCUGUCAGUUCAGUCCGUGAUGGGAGAGCUGAACAAUACACCCGUCCAGGAAAGCCCACCCUUGGCCACAUCCUCUGGUAACACGCAUGGUCUAGAAGUAGGCUCUCUGGCUGAAGUUAAAGAGAACCCUCCUUUCUAUGGGGUGAUCCGCUGGAUUGGUCAACCACCAGGACUCAAUGAAGUACUAGCUGGACUAGAACUGGAGGAUGAAUGUGCAGGCUGCACAGACGGAACCUUUAGGGGCACUCGGUAUUUCACCUGUGCCCUGAAGAAGGCGCUCUUUGUGAAACUCAAGAGCUGCAGACCUGAUUCUAGAUUUGCAUCACUACAGCCAGUCUCCAAUCAGAUUGAACGCUGUAACUCCUUAGCAUUUGGAGGCUACUUAAGUGAAGUAGUAGAAGAAAAUACUCCACCAAAAAUGGAAAAAGAAGGUCUAGAGAUAAUGAUUGGAAAGAAGAAAGGGAUCCAGGGUCAUUACAAUUCUUGUUACUUAGAUUCGACCUUAUUCUGCCUCUUUGCUUUUAGUUCUGUUCUGGACACUGUGUUACUUAGACCCAAAGAAAAGAAUGAUGUAGAAUAUUAUAGUGAAACUCAAGGACUACUGAGGACGGAAAUUGUUAAUCCUUUGAGAAUAUAUGGAUAUGUGUGUGCCACAAAAAUUAUGAAACUGAGGAAAAUACUUGAAAAAGUGGGGGCUGCAUCAGGAUUUACCUCUGAAGAAAAAGAUCCUGAAGAAUUCUUGAAUAUCCUGUUUCACCAUAUUUUAAGGGUAGAGCCAUUGUUAAAAAUAAGAUCAGCAGGUCAAAAAGUACAGGAUUGUUACUUCUACCAAAUCUUUAUGGAAAAAAACGAGAAAGUUGGUGUUCCUACAAUUCAGCAGUUGCUAGAGUGGUCUUUUAUCAACAGUAACCUGAAAUUUGCAGAGGCACCAUCAUGUCUGAUUAUUCAGAUGCCUCGAUUUGGAAAAGACUUUAAACUAUUUAAAAAAAUUUUUCCUUCUCUGGAAUUAAAUAUAACAGAUUUACUUGAGGACAGCACCUUAACCCCCGCCUCCCCAUCCGCUGCCACCCUCUUAGCCCCCAGGCAGUGCCGGAUAUGCGGAGGACUUGCCAUGUACGAAUGCAGAGAGUGCUAUGAUGACCCUGACAUCUCAGCUGGAAAGAUCAAGCAGUUCUGUAAGACCUGCAACACCCAAGUCCACCUUCAUCCCAAGAGGUUGAGUCAUAAGUACAACCCCGUGUCACUUCCCAAGGAUUUGCCUGACUGGGACUGGAGACACGGCUGCAUACCCUGCCAGAAGAUGGAGUUAUUUGCUGUGCUCUGCAUAGAGACCAGCCACUACGUUGCUUUUGUGAAGUACGGGAAAGACGACUCGGCCUGGCUCUUCUUUGACAGCAUGGCCGACCGGGAUGGUGGUCAGAAUGGCUUCAACAUUCCGCAGGUCACCCCAUGCCCAGAAGUUGGUGAGUACUUGAAGAUGUCUCUGGAAGAGCUGCACUCCUUAGACUCCAGAAGGAUCCAAGGAUGCGCACGAAGACUCCUCUGUGAUGCAUACAUGUGCAUGUACCAGAGUCCAACCAUGAGUUUGUACAAAUAAACGGGGUCGCCGGAGAGGUGAAGAAGCUGAACGCAGGAUUUUAACGUUGCGUUUUACUCGAGCUGGCAGUUUUGUUCAGCGUCCAUUGCCGGCAAUGGACGUCUUUGUGGUGAGGAUCCUUCCGAAAAGGAUUCCAGUGUUUAAAAACAAAUUGCUUUUGUGUUACUGAAGUAUUUAAUAAGACGCAUUUUGCACUCUAGAAAGUAUGUUUGUGUUGGUUUUUUAAAAAGUCUAAAUGCAGCUAUUAAUACCUGAAGCUUUCAGUUAAGUGCGUUGACCAUACGAUAUUUUUGGAAGCAUAAAACGUCUUUUAGUCCAUUGAGAAUGUAAAUAAAUGUGUCUUCUUUCUGGACCAAGGAUGUGAAAUCAUUUUUCCUUUGUAGCUCAUGGUGGCCUUGAGGAAGGAGUCCUUUGGUUUGGUUAAGAGCCUGUUUUCCAUCUGUUUUUAAAGGUGUACUCAGUUUGACUUGUUAACUCUUUCCUAUCUAGUGCCGAUUCCUGCAUGUCUGCAAUCUGCUGAGUUUCUGUAAUAGUGGCCAGAAAAAGAGUUAAAGCCCCUUAAUGGAGGAUUAGGAUAUUCAGCAAUUGAAGCUCUUCAUUCAUAGCUGUAACUGUCAACCAACAGGUUUUUUUCAAGGCUCUCCAGCUAUUGUGUGGGACCGGACAUGAUAAAUUUCAUACCGAAGGUGGGAGUAAUAAGUGUAAUGCUAUAUAAAAAAAAAAAAAAAAAAAUGCUAUAUAGUCCUCCACAAAUACAUGCUCCAGAAGACAGUACGUUUGGCAUAUAGAAUCACUCACUAAAAUGUCCCUGAAAAGAUGUUUUGGGUACCUAGACCUCUGCUCUUUCGAACAAGUCUGUCCUGAGCUUAAGUUUGAUCGGUCAGCCAGUACCCUGACUGAGUUCACUUCAGCUUCAGUGGCGAUAAUGACAGUUAUGAAUCGUGUUUUAUUGAAAUGUUGUCAGCAGCUGCAUCCUUCUUCUGAUUAAAUAAAUAAAAAACGGGAUGUUUUCUUGGCUAAUAUCCCUAAUGUGUUUAUAGACCUCGAGUAAAUGUGGUAGACUAGAAGCCCAGAUGUCUGUGCUGUGGAGUGUGUGUUCUAUGAGUGUUGUUUUGUGGUAUCGUUGUCUUUCUAGAAUGAAUUCCUAACCAUGCAGAGAGACAGAAAGUUGUCAUAUGGACCUAGCAUAUGACUUUAUAAAAUACUUAAUGUCAAAAAAAAAAAAAAAUAGACUCUUUACAAACCCUACAAUUACUGUCUUUUAAAGGCACUUUUUUGGUUUUAUCAUCCAUUUUGCUGAUGUUUAUUUUAGCUUUGUAAAGAAUGAGAAGGUACAAAAAAUUCUCUCAUCUCGCAAUUGUUCUCAUUUUUCAAAAUGAAAAGGGACAUAAAUUUUGCAUGGGGUUUUGUACUGCAGAGGCCGUGGGUUGGGGUGGUGGGAAGGAUACCAGAUCGGGAGCUGAGGGGGUGGGGAGGAGCCCUGGGCGCGGGGUGGGCUCUGCCUCCAUUAGCCGAGGGUAGAAUGUGGGCCUGGGAUACAAGAUGUCCAAGUCUCUUCUAGCUCUGCCCACCUAGAGCCCAACCAUCACUUCGUAAAUGUGUUGAAUGAAUCCACGGAUGAACAAGCUUAUCAAUAUGAUUUUAAAAGUUCAUCUGGAGGCAUGAUUGGAAAUCUACAUGUAGGUAAAAAUGGAUUUAACUAUUUAAAAGAAGAAGAGAAUACAGUUCCUUUUCUGCAAACAUUUAAACAAAAUAAAAGCUGGGUAAAUCUGACCUUCCAGCCUUUCCAUGCAGAUUUAAAGAAGGAAGGUUUUGAUGCCUGUGUGGUUUCCACAGUGCAUGGCAGUGUUUUCAUGUCAGGUGAUCCUCAGCCAUAAGUUAUUUCUCAUGUUUUCUUAGAUGGAGCUUUACAUCCUUUUAACGUUACUUGGGGGAGGGAACACUCAGUAAAGGGAUGCCCAGGGCCAUCUCUGGUGGUCCCGAUAGAGGUGGGAUUCUUCCCUUGCUUCUGAGCACCAUGAAGCCAGCCCGGAAGGCUGCCGUCCCCACCUCCCUGUUCCGGCCCCGUCCUUGUUCCUUGUUCCGGAAGAGCUUGGCUUGUCAGUGAGGCGUGACCAGAGCUGGGCUGCGUGGAAGGGUGGCAGAUGUUCCUGCUUAGUUAUUUCUUUAAAUUUCAAAAAAUAUUUUCCUGUUUGCUUUGUAAGUGUUUUGAUUAUCCUUUUUAUUUUUCCUCUUAUCAUAUGUACAAUCGAGAUGACAGUAUAAUGGAAACAUUUAUAACAUGGCUCAUGACUCAUAGCUCCAAACAGAAAAAAUAACAAAUCAUUUUCCCCCACCUUCAGAUAAAUACAUGCGUGCAUGUGUAUGCAUGCGCAUGUGUGGCUGUGUAUGUAUUCCUGUAUGUGUGGAGAGAGAAAAAGAGCAAAUGUGGCGAGUCCCUCACUAUCAGCUUUAUAAAGGAGUUUGACUCCAUCCACAAAAGAAUGUAAGACUGGGGAGAGACACUGAAAAUCUAAAGAAAUGGUUACAAAAAUCAGUGUCAUACAGUUGUUGAGAAUCAUUUCCUUAGAAUAAUUUAGGCUUUUUAUCAUUUAUAUUUGCCAAAUGUGACAGGUAAAUGGUCAGGUUCUUCCAACCCCUUGGAUUCAUUUGUUUGUUUCAGAUGAUUCGGGAUCAAGGGGAAGACGUAGUAAGUCAUCUUAAUGGAGCUGGUAUUGCCACUCAGAUUCCUGGCUGCUUGAACACGGCAUCUUCAUAAAUUCGGGAGUCAGUACUGUCCUUGGCUGGCUCUCGAGAACCAGCUGGAUAAGUUUGCUUAUGGUCUUGGGUGAUGGCGGACAGAGAUGUGAGGGGAGUAUCAGUCCUCGGGUGAGCAACUGGCAGCCAACGAGUCUUUACUGACCUUGCAUCAGGGGCCUAGGAUUAUGUCAGAAGGAAUGGGAGACACGGUCUCUGCCCUCAAACAGUUUACCCCCUAAUUUUAACAACGGAAUAGCUGUCGUUUCAUAUUAUUUUAUGUUACUGAUUGCUCAGCUUAAGUGUAUGGGUGGCAUGUCAGGGAAGGCUCUAGGAGACAGUGUGGUGUAACAGGAAAAGCAGGGGAGGCCUGGGUUUUAGCCCUUUCUCUGUUGCUGGCUCUGUAGCCUUGGACAAGCAUUUUCACUUCUUUGGGCCUUAGUUUCUCAGUUUUUUAGGGGAAAAAAAAUUCUGGAUGCCAAGACAUGCCUGCUAGAUCUGACUCCAUGGGCGGGACCUAGGAAGUUUGUUAGUGGGAAGCUCCUCUUUUUACCAACCAGCCAGGUUACAGCCAGGCUUAAGAGCCACCAAACUAGAAGAUGUCAAAGAUCCCCUUCUCAUUCUCUGAUUGUGUGAACAUGUAACAUUAUUGUAUUAAUUAUGCUGCUUAAAUGUGGGUAAGUAGACACUUACCAGAUUGUCUAUUUGUUUACAGAUGAACUUGUAUAAGAAAUACAUUUCAGUAUAUGUACCUCAACCUGCUCUUUCUUAGAGGUUUUAGCAGUCUUUGGAAAACAGAUAAUUCUUAAGAGGGUAUUUAAUGUUAUUUACCUGGACGUUUUCCCUCCAUUUUAUUUCUUGAGGGGGUAUCGAGCCUCCGGGAACCAAAGAAAUAGGAAUACAAAAUUGUCCUGUAAAGCUGAAGGAAAAAAUACAUUAUUUCUUACUAUCUAGUACUUUCUGAUGAAAAUUUAAAAAUUACAUGAGAAGAUUCUUCUCUUGCUGCGAGCUCCCCUUGUCAUAAAGGAAGAUGUCUGUGUUCAAGCUGGUGGACCAGAAGGCUUACACUGAAAAAUAAGGCUACCUUCUCUAGGGAUUGGUGAUGGUAACAUCACACUCACAGUUCUCAAUCAAUGAAAAUAAUACAUAAAUUCCCAAAAGCAAGUGGAAGGUGGUAGUGGACAAAGAUGUGUUACAGUGCAAAAUGGGAUGGAGGAAGAAAGAAGGUAAAGCCCUAAAGCAGGUGUGUGUGGGUCCACGGGAAAGCAGCUUUCUACGGCUAUGAAGGGAUCGUGCCAUUUAUCAGAGAUUAGGAGCUAGAGGCUUCCUGCAGGGAGGAAGCUUUGGACUUGUCUGUUCUUCCUUCUGUUUUAUUGGGAGAGAGAGAGAGACUGACUGACUGACUCCUCAUCUUAUUCUGAGUCUGGGAGAAGCUGAAGGGUUUCUCUGGAGUCAGAAAGCAGUGGUAAAAUGUUAGUUAGCCAACGUGGCCAGGGAUAGUAAAACGGGGGGGAGAAAGUCUGCCCCCCUUUCCUGGUCCCGGUCAGUAUCAGCACUGGUAACCAGGUUAAAAAAGCCCAUUGGAUUCCGGGGUUGGCUGUCCUGGCACCGAUGACACAUUUGUGUCCCCACGUUUGCAACUCUGUAUUUCACCCUAGAGCUUGAAUAACGUCAGGGAAAAGGGCAGCGAGGAAGGAGUUAUCCUUCCAGACACCACAGCUUCAGAUACAAUUUUCUGAACAUUUUUCACCACUGCUCAUUUUUGCUUUUUGUUUUUUCUAGAGGGAUUGUGAUGGAGGCUCAACUCCCCUGGGUUGUGUUUUAUAAAAUGGCCUAGAACUGUGGAAUUUUAGCUCCAGAAAGUCUUAGCGUUGCGUCAUACCACGUCAUAGACGUUCACUGUUUCCAGAAUUCCAUUGGACGCUUGCCAGGGAAACUGUGGCCAUUGGUAGAUGGGUAAAAAGAAGCGCGUUUUGUACUGCAUGUCCUAUUUCUGGUAUCUCGUUCAGCAUUUAAAUUUUUUUUUCCUGAAGAACAUCCUGUAUUUAUGAAAACUUCCUUUAAAAAAAAACCACCACAUAAAGUAUCCCUUUAUUAUCAGACUGCUCUGAUUUAGCCUUAUUUUUGUUAAGUUUUUUAGAGAUGAACAAAGUGCUGCCAUGGAAAGAGAUGUAUUAUACACUAUUUCUGUAUCAUUAAAAUCAAAUUUUUAUGGUU